AAUCCCCACAUUCGUCCCCCUUCUCCGGUCCGGGUCUCCCCCCUCCCCCGCUCCCUCUCGCGUUCUCCGCCUCCGGCCCACCACCAGAGCGGAGACCAGCCCGCCCGCGUCGCCGGAGGCCGUCGCCUCGCCGCCAACGCCCAGUCAAACGCACGCACGCACGCUCUCACCAACCACCGCAGCAGCCCGGGCCGAGCUCCUCCUCCCGUCCCACCGGCCCCGCAAUUCCCCAAAACCCCCGAUCCCCGCCCAUGGCGUCGGAGAUCGAGGUGCUCGAGGACACCACCGCCGCCGCUGCGCCCGCCGCGGCGGAGGCGCCGUCAGUGGCGGAGGUGGCGGAGGAGGAGGCGCUCAAGGACGACGUGUACACGGCGGCGGCGUACGGCGAUCUGGAGAAGCUGCAGCGGCUGGUGGAGGCGGAGGGCCGCCCCGUCGGCGGGACCGACGCCUCCGGCUACUACGCGCUCCAGUGGGCCGUCCUCAACAACCGCGUCGCCGCCGCGCAGUACAUCCUCGAGCAUGGUGGAGAUGUAAAUGCUGUGGAUCACACCGGGCAGACAGCACUUCACUGGAGUUCCGUACGUGGUCACAUACAAGUUGCUGAACUACUUCUGAAAGAGGGAGCUAAGGUGGAUGCUGCUGAUUUAUAUGGCUAUCAGGCCACACAUGUUGCAGCGCAGUAUGGCCAGACAGCAUUUAUUUAUCACAUUGUUGCAAAAUGGAAUGCCGAUCCAGAUGUCCCUGACAACGAUGGAAGAAGCCCAUUGCACUGGGCUGCUUACAAGGGGUUCGCAGAUUCGAUACGUCUUCUUUUGUAUUUGGAUGCUCAUAGGGCGCGGCAGGAUAAGGAAGGUUGUACUCCUUUACAUUGGGCUGCUAUCCGGGGUAAUCUAGAGGCAUGCACUGUGCUAGUUCAGGCUGGGAAAAAGGAUGACUUGAUGGUGAAAGACAAAACUGGUUUAACUCCAGCGCAGCUUGCUGCUGAUAAGAAUCAUCGACAAGUUGCAUUUUUUCUUGACAAUGCUAGAAGGGUACAUGACAGUGGAUGUAAUGGGAAUCCGACAUUUGCAAAGCUAUCAAAAGUAGGGCUUGCUCCUCUUCUUUGGUGUAUUGCUGUUGUAUUGCUUGCUACAUAUAUACAUUCUGUUAUAGCAGGACAAUAUAACAUGAGUAUGACACCAGCAUUUGGGCUAUUUGCAUGGUCCGGAGUUUUCGUUGCAACUGCUGGCUUGGUCAUGUUCUAUAAAUGUAGCAGGAAAGACCCUGGCUACAUCAGUGCGAAUACAAGAGACUCACAUAAUCAAAGGGAUGAUGAACCCUUGUUGAAGAUGGAGUUAGACAAUCCUGCACUUCUGACUGGUAACUGGUCACAGCUUUGUAUAACCUGCAAAAUUGUCAGACCUGUUCGUUCGAAACAUUGUUCUACAUGUGAUCGCUGUGUUGAGCAGUUUGACCAUCACUGCCCCUGGGUAUCUAAUUGCGUCGGCAAGAAGAACAAAUGGGAAUUCUUCAUGUUCAUCACUCUAGAAGUAAUUGCAAUGAUCAUUACUGGUUCUGCUGCCAUCAUAAGGACUGUAAGUGACCCAGCUUCUCCAGCAUCCUUUGGCGAUUGGCUUGGCUAUUCUGUUGUUUACCAUACUGGAGCUGUUUCUUUUUUCAUGAUGGACCUUUUCAUUUUCUUUGGUGUUGCAUGUCUAACUGGAGUUCAAGCAUACCAGAUAGCAAGGAACAUCACAACCAACGAGAUGGCCAAUUCCAUGAGAUACACUUAUCUAAGAGGUCCAGCUGGCAGAUUCAGAAACCCGUUCGACCAUGGGGUGCGCAAGAACUGCUCAGACUUCUUGGUAAACGGGUACAAUGAGGACGUUGAGCGGCUCGAGCAUGCAUCACGCACUGACGAAGAAAUAGGAAUGAUACAGAUGACAAGUGCAGUCUCACAGAAUGGCGAGGGCCAUUCCCAUCAUGGUAAUUGCGAUGACCAUGCCUGUGCUGAUUCACAUGCCAACUCAAACUCUCACACUCAAGGUGGUUCCUCUCAGUGUUGCGACCACAGCAAGAAGAAUGAGAGGACACCAUUCGGCCUAGGACUCGGCCUUGGACGAAACAGUGCUUCCCGGCAGUAUAUCCGGAAUCUUCUUCCACUAUGAUUCGUCGCUUGGAGAUUGUGAGUUGUCGCAGUAGAUCGUACACGCUCACUGCUCAGGCUCCAUCGUCCAUUUAGCCUACUGUGGACAUGUUUGUGCUAAUAUCGUCGAGGGCUAGCCAUGGAGAAUUCGGACAUGCUCAUAUCUUUGGGCGCUAGGUGUUCAUAUUAUACAGGAGAUGGGUUGUAACAAUGGGCUCACGGAUAUCCGCCAGUCUGCAUUUCGAAAAUGUUACUAUGUAGAACAGGAUAGCAAAUUCUUUGCAUAUGCAGGCGUGCAGUGGCGUGACAGUCUUCAACAUUCCCGUACCCAUCAGGAUCGGCGAGAGUACAAUUGAGCUGUUCGGCACCAUAUACACACUUGGGAAAAUGUAGCUGUAAUUUGUAAAUGUGAGGGAAAUUGUAAAUUGAUUAGUAGCUUCACUGUGGCUUAAGCUGCUUUCUUCUUUUCCAUUUCUCAUUCAUUUUGCGUAGGAUAUUGUUAUACGGGACGGCAAGAGUUUUGUGGGUGUUGCAUUAUGACACCAAUUUGGUAUUUUCUGAUGCACUGGUGUUUGUACAAACUGUAUUCUGGAGUGGUGGUGAAGGAAGGUAACUUGCUGUAACAAAA
Aegilops tauschii subsp. strangulata is the source of this 2753-nucleotide messenger RNA. RefSeq names its product protein S-acyltransferase 24. NCBI's taxonomy places the organism in Eukaryota, Viridiplantae, Streptophyta, Magnoliopsida, Poales, Poaceae. Gene Ontology annotation, molecular function: palmitoyltransferase activity; protein binding. Gene Ontology annotation, biological process: protein palmitoylation. Gene Ontology annotation, cellular component: Golgi membrane. The record is from RefSeq and is a predicted model, not a curated record.